This is a messenger RNA of Durio zibethinus, 1596 nucleotides long. NCBI's taxonomy places the organism in Eukaryota, Viridiplantae, Streptophyta, Magnoliopsida, Malvales, Malvaceae. The record is from RefSeq and is a predicted model, not a curated record.
AUGGUAGGUCUUAACUGGGCGGAUUUGUUUAAUGCCUAUGUCGUAUGGCUGAUGACGCCAUACCUCACUGAUGUAUGGAAGCUUAAUUUCACGCCUGCCGCUGCCAUUGUCAAUCUUUGGCGGGGUCUGAUGGCUACGCUGCCAUUUUGCAUGUUAUUUCUUGCUGAUACUGUGAUGGGCAAGUUUUGGAUGCUCUCGAUGUCCAGUCUAGCCUGUAGUGCAGGGAUGGGGCUAUUGUCAAUGUCAAUACCAUCAGUUUUUGCAAAGGAAACAGGCGGCACGUGUACUUCAUACGAGCCCACCUGUAUCAGCGACGAAAAGAGAAUUCUCUUCUUCACAGCAUUCCCUCUAGUAGCUUUUGGAAUAUCAGGUCUAAGAUCCUCCCUAGUCCCAUUCUUGAAAAAACAUGAUAAAGAAAUGGAGGGAGAAGAUAAAGAAAUCAGUGGUGGAGAGGCUAUAGGCCUGUGUUUUGGACUCUUUGCUGUGAGCUUAAUUCCCUCAGCUGCAUUUUUAUCAUUGAGCUAUAUAAAUCCAUGGACUAUUAAAUUUGGGCUACCGGCUAUAUGCACAACUGCAGCGACCUUGGUGUUUUUAACUGGUUCGUGUCACUAUAACCGUGAACCCCCAAAAGGGAGCCCAUUUACCACAGUGUUCAGGGUCAUUCAUGCGGCUGCUUCCAAAAUGUGCACUCGUACCCCAAAGGAUGCUCGUCGGCCUUAUGAGAAACCUGCUGCUAAAGCUGAUGAUGAUAUCCUUUUUCUGGAUCACACCGAUGAUCUCAGUUUUCUGGAUAAAGCUGCCAUUAUAUUGCCAAAUCAACCUCUAGAGCAACAAAAAAACAACCGAUGGAGACUUUGUAGAGUAACUGAAGUUGAAGAAACGAAGAUUGUCAGUCGCUUAAUUCCUAUGUCGAACCACUUGAAUCGCAAGAAAUACCCUCUUCUAGUGCUUCCCUACAUUUGUGAGGUUUGGAAGUCAAACUACAGUAGUUUCUACUUAAAUUGUGGAGGCAAACCAAGCAAGUAUCGUCCCCCAAUUGGCAUUGCGGUUUCCAUGGUUUUUGCCAUCCUUUGUUGUAUAACUGCUGCAAAAGUUGAGGUUCGGAGAUUAGAUGUGGUUAAGAGCCAUGGUUUACUCGACAAGCCAGAUGACGAAAUUCCCAUUAAUUUUUUCUGGCUGUUGCCACAGUUUGCGUUACUUGGGGCCCUGGAUGGAAUUUUCGAACAAAGUGUUGUCGGUUUCUUUACAAACCAGGUUCCUCCCUCCAUGACUCCAUACAUGAAUUGGUUGAGUGAGGGCAUUCGUGGAGUAGGGAUAAUGAUCAGUGUAAUUUCGGUGUUUGUGGUGGGAAAGAUAAGUGAAAAGGGGGGGACGAAACCAAGUUGGUUCAAGGACACCCUGAACAAGAGUCGCUUAGACAAUUAUUACUGGACAUUGGCUUUCAUGGUUUUAGUUAACCUUGUUUUCUACAGUUUGGUGGCAUUUCGUUUCAAGUACAGGGAUUCAUUAGAGCCAGCAAAUAAAAGUGAAUCCCCAGACUUUAGUGAAACAUUACAAGAACUUGCCUUUCAAGAUCCAGAAAAUCUCCUUGAUUAA